Molecule: messenger RNA, 831 nt
Organism: Psilocybe cubensis
Lineage: Eukaryota; Fungi; Basidiomycota; Agaricomycetes; Agaricales; Agrocybaceae
Exons: 5
Coding region: 1-831 (276 amino acids)
Biological process (GO): ergosterol biosynthetic process
Molecular function (GO): cytochrome-b5 reductase activity, acting on NAD(P)H
Source: RefSeq, a predicted model, not a curated record
AUGUCCACCUCGCAGGCUAAAAGUAUCUUCGAUCCUCAGGUCUACACGGACCUGAAGUUGAAAAAGAUUAUCCCAUACAAUCACAAUACCUCUAGAUUUUUUUUCGAGCUCCCUGAUGGACAAGCUUCGUUGAUUCCUGUGGCGUCUUGUAUAGUAGCAAGAGCGUCAAAUCCAGAGGACUUGAGGGAUGCAAAAGGAGAUCCCUUCUUUAGACCCUUCACCCCAAUUUCCCCACCUGAUGCUGUUGGGGAGCUCGUACUGCUAGUUAAGCGUUACGAAGCAGGCAAUGUUUCCAAAUACAUUCAUAGCUUGAAAGUAAGGGCUGAAGGCGACACACUUGCAUUCAAAGGCCCUUACCUCAAGUUUGCGUAUGAAGCAAAUCAAUUCAAGGAGGUCGCCUUCAUUGGCGGUGGCACAGGAAUUGCUCCUUUCUACCAAGUGCUAACACAUGCUUUGAGAGAUGACAAUAACAAGACAAAGUUCAAGUUGAUCUACUCCAAUAUCUCAGAGAAAGACAUCUUGUUGAGAGCGGAACUCGACGCUUUGCAGAAGAAAAAUCCACACACCUUCGAUAUUGUAUAUCUGGUGGACAACCCUACGGAAGAAUGGAAGGGUCCAACAGGCUUUAUAACGGUCGAGCAUAUCAAGAAGCACGUCAGCCCUGCUACCUUGGGAGAUCAAAUUAAAAUCUUCAUUUGCGGUGAGAAAAGCAUUGACAACGAUAUCUUGAAGGGCAAUGCUAAAGGUACACAUCAGGACCUCCCGCUCAAGUUGCCUCACUGGCGGGGAAAAAAGACGGACAGAACCAAGGAGAACUCGGCGGAAUUCUGA